This is a messenger RNA of Triticum urartu, 1317 nucleotides long. The record is from RefSeq and is a predicted model, not a curated record. Lineage: Eukaryota; Viridiplantae; Streptophyta; Magnoliopsida; Poales; Poaceae.
CAUGUGAGAAAAGAGAUGCGUAUGUAUGUAGGGCGGUCAAGUCAUCUCUCACAGACAACGCUCCUCAUCAUCUGCCUCCAACCUAGUAUCCAGUAUCCAUCCUACAAUAUAUAUGACGAGAAUGAGGUGACAAGACGCCGCCGCACUAAUUAUUUGUCCAAGAGCUGGAUGGCAGCUCCAGGCCAAUCUCCGCACGAUGCAUGUGAUCAUACGGUGAGCAGAGGCCCGGCUCUGCUGCCCCGGCAGGCCAGCUCGGCGCCACCGGCUGGGCCGCCGGAGCUGUCGACGACAUCGUCGUCGACGACGGGGUCGGGGAGGACCGCGCCGGAGGCAAGGGCCCUGAAGGUCCACAGCGAGGCCGAGCGCCGGCGUCGGGUGAGGAUCAACGCUCAUCUCACGGCGCUCAGGAGGAUGAUCCCUGAUACCAAGCAGAUGGACAAGGCCGCCUUGCUGGCCAGGGUGGUGGACCAAGUGAGGCAGCUGAAGAGGAGAGCCAGCGAGGCCGCACAGCAGACGCCGGCCGUCCCGCCGGAGACCGACGAGGUCUCCGUCGAAUUCUGCUGCACAGGGGACACCGACGACGACGACAGCCGCCUGUACAUUAAGGCGUCUGUCAGCUGCGAUGACCGCCCGGACCUCGUCGCCGGUUUCAUCCAGGCGCUCCAUGGCCUGAGACUUAGGACACUAAGAGCGGAGGUGUCCUCCCUGGGAGGAAGGGUGCAGCACGUCUUCACACUCUGCAAGGAGGAGGAAGGCAGUGCAGGGUGUGCUGGACUGAAUUCCCUGAAGGAGGCUGUGAGGUUUGCUCUGGCCAAGGUUGCUUCAUCAGAGCUGGUGUGUGGCGGCAGUCCGUUCCAGUUCCAGAGCAAGAGGCAGAGGAUUCUUGAGUCGCAUUACUCAAUCAUGUCCAUAUAGAUGAGUACUUCUGGAGUAAGUAUAUUUUUUUUUCCAGAUUUGAUGUUAGUGCUGUAAGAUAAGAUAGAUGCAGUCACUCCACUUCCAGGAUAGAUAUCAUGCCAACAGGGUUUACACUGUGUGCCUGAUGCAGCAUGGCUGCCGACAUUCAGAUUGCAGCAGAAAUCCUCGAUGGAUAACGACUCAGCAGAGUCACAUGAUUAGUUUGACGAUUCAGCAGUGGCGCGGAUAGGCUGGUACUCUAUGCAGCACCUCCUCAUUGGUGGUUCUCAUAUUAGGAGAUGAGACACGUAGAACUACUUUGUCUUUUUUACUUUUGUUAUGUUAGGUAUAUCAGCAAGUUUUCCUGCUCGCCGGGUGUUACUAGCAUCGGAGUAAAAUAAUACUUUCAAAUGAAAAAAA